This is a messenger RNA of Capsella rubella, 820 nucleotides long. Its product is annotated as glutathione S-transferase F12. Bases 42 to 689 code for a protein of 215 amino acids. The transcript is spliced from 3 exons. Lineage: Eukaryota; Viridiplantae; Streptophyta; Magnoliopsida; Brassicales; Brassicaceae. Gene Ontology annotation, cellular component: cytoplasm. The record is from RefSeq and is a predicted model, not a curated record. Gene Ontology annotation, molecular function: glutathione binding; glutathione transferase activity.
UCUGUUUUGUUGUCAUAGCAAUAACAAAGUUAUAUUGUAAAAUGGUUGUGAAACUAUACGGGCAGGUAACGGCAGUUUGCCCACAAAGAGUCUUGCUUUGUUUCCUCGAAAAGGGAAUCGAAUUUGAGAUCUUUCAUAUUGAUCUUGAUACUUUAGAGCAGAAAAAACCAGAACAUCUUCUUCGUCAGCCAUUUGGUCAAGUUCCAGCCAUAGAAGAUGGAGAUUUCAAGCUUUUUGAAUCACGAGCCAUUGCGAGAUACUACGCGACCAAGUACGCAGACCAAGGCACGAACCUUUUGGGCAAGUCUCUAGAGCACCGAGCCAUCGUGGACCAGUGGGCAGACGUGGAGAACCAAUCCUUCAACGCUCUUGCCCACCCCAUUGUGCUUAACCUAAUCAUCAAGCCGAAGUUAGGUGAAAAAUGUGACACCGUCUUGGUCGAGGAGCUCAAAGUGAAGCUUGGAGUGGUCUUGGACAUAUACGAGAACCGCCUUGCUUCGAACCGGUUUCUGGCUGGUGAAGAAUUCACUAUGGCUGAUUUGACGCACAUGCCGGCUAUGGCGUACUUGAUGAGUAUAACCGAUAUCAACCAGAUGGUUAAGGCUCGGGAGAGUAUCAACCGAUGGUGGGAAGAGAUUACGGCUAGGCCGGCUUGGAAGAAGCUUAUGGAGUUGGCUGGUCGUCACUGAAAUAUAUAUAGCUCGAAUAUAUAUGCUGGUUGAAACCAAGACCAAAUAAGCUUGAUAUUUUCUGCGUGUCUAUUCUGUACGUUUCAAUAAUAAACUCAAUCUACAUCGAUCUGAAGAUUUUAAUUCGUCAA